AUGGUCAAGAUUGCUAUUGCUGGCGGUUCAGGCAAUGUUGCUCAGGAGAUCAUCGAUGUCCUCGUUGCAGCUAAGAAACAUGAAAUUGUGAUCCUGUUUCGGAAGGUUUGUUCCCCCAUUCCCCCUCUAGCCGACUACAACGACCCAGCGCAGUUGACCCAAGUCUUGCAAGGAGUGCACACCGUACUCUCCUUCGUCACCACCCAAGAUGAUUCAACAAGCAAGGUCCAGAAAAACCUCAUCGAUGCCGCCGUGCAGGCCGGCGUGAAGCGCUUUGCGCCUAGCGAAUGGGCUUCGUGGGUGUCCUCCCAGCAUAGCUCGGUCUUUGCUAAUCUCUCCAGAUCCGGUCUGGAGCACCUGAGCUGGUACACUUACAAGAGAGAAACGCGCCGGUCCUUUGAAUACACGCUCUUCCAAUCAGGCCUCUUUGUGAACUAUUUGACCCACCCUCAUCAGUUGUCCCGACAUGUACACUCGAUGGAAACCCCAUUCGACUUUGCCAACCGCCGAGCCAGCCUGCUGGAGGGUGGCGACGAGGACCGUCUUGUUUUGACGGCCGUACAGGAUGUGGCCAACGUGGUGGCACGAGCCAUCGACUUUAAGGGCGAGUGGCCGGUUGUUGGGGGGAUCAGAGGUACCAGUGUCACUAUCGCGGAGCUCAUUGCUCUCGGGGAGAAAAUUCGCGGUGCGUGA
Aspergillus ibericus CBS 121593 is the source of this 693-nucleotide messenger RNA. Its product is annotated as NAD(P)-binding protein. The transcript has 4 exons. Bases 1 to 693 code for a protein of 230 amino acids. The record is from RefSeq and is a predicted model, not a curated record. Lineage: Eukaryota; Fungi; Ascomycota; Eurotiomycetes; Eurotiales; Aspergillaceae.